Molecule: messenger RNA, 306 nt
Organism: Paramuricea clavata
Lineage: Eukaryota; Metazoa; Cnidaria; Anthozoa; Malacalcyonacea; Plexauridae
Source: the annotation of a GenBank genome assembly
AUGAAGAAAUCAAUCAAGUUAAAUUUACCUAUGCAAAUCGGCUUUUUUGUUUAUCAAUAUGCAAAGUUAUGCAUGCUUGAAUUUUAUUUCGAUUGUAUUGAUAAAUUUCUCGACAGUGCAGAUUUUCAAUAUUGUGAAAUGGAUACAGACUUGGCAUAUGUUGCACUUCCAUCCAUCGACGCUCUCGUUAGGCCAGAACUGAAAGCGGAUUACAAACUUGAUUGGUUUUCAUGGGAUUACAAUGCCAAAAUUAAAGCUUAUGAUAAACGUACGCCUGGUUUGUUUAAAACUGAUGUGAAACUGUAA